This is a messenger RNA of Lactuca sativa (garden lettuce), 903 nucleotides long. RefSeq names its product FBD-associated F-box protein At2g26860. The record is from RefSeq and is a predicted model, not a curated record. NCBI's taxonomy places the organism in Eukaryota, Viridiplantae, Streptophyta, Magnoliopsida, Asterales, Asteraceae.
AUGAAGAAGUACAUUGAGGAUAUGAUGAUACCCCAUUGUCUUAUGACUUGCACUUCGUUGGAGGUAUUAAGGUUGUCUUGUAGACAUCGUGUAAUCCUGCCUAGAAUUUCUGGGUUUCCUGCACUUAGGGUUCUUAAGUUGGAAAAUGUUGAGUUAUUUGACAAUGAUUUAGUGAAAUAUUUUUUUCUUGAAAGCUGCCCGUUGCUGGAGGAUUUAACGUUGUAUGAAUGUGUGGUAGACAAACUUGAUCUUCUUUGUGUUUCAUGUCCAAACCUCAAGAAGCUGACACUUCUUAACUGGUGUAAGUACUACUUGUGUAGUUCUCUUAAGCUUUCAUGCCCAAAACUGGUGUAUCUGGAUUUAAAAGGUGAAGUAGCUUCAAGUUAUAUCUUUGAAUGUCUAUACUCAUUGAAGGAAGCUGUACUUUAUCCCGAGUGCGACGCCAUAUUUAAUAAGCUGUUUCAUGAAUUUUCUCAUUUGGAAUCUUUUGCUACUAACCUUGAUUUCUUACCCGAGUGGAUUGAUGAUGCACAUGAUCUGGCUCUACAAAAUCUGAAGACUUUGGAGCUACACUCAUCAAUUGAUGAAUUUACUGCUGAACGACUCAUCCAAGCCCUUGAAUAUUGUCCUGAACUGGAGUCCCUCAGUUUAACCUUUGACAAUGUCAUCUCAUGUGAUCCAAUGGUAUUUUAUUUUAUGCAUCACAUUCUUGAAAGCAUGGUGUCUCACUUCCACAAUUUUCUUGGUUGCAAGCAUGGUGUAUUGUGCAUAUCUAAUUCCUGACAUAAGCAUAGAGGGAGAAAUUGGGUCUAUUUACCUAUAAACGGGUUAUAUUUUAUCAAAUGAGUAUAAUAAAAAGAAACACUAAAAUAGCAACAGGUCAAAUAGGCUGAACAAACUGAA